Anarrhichthys ocellatus (wolf-eel) is the source of this 1940-nucleotide messenger RNA. Its product is annotated as potassium voltage-gated channel subfamily S member 2. Gene Ontology annotation, biological process: potassium ion transmembrane transport; action potential; protein homooligomerization. Bases 241 to 1713 code for a protein of 490 amino acids. The transcript is spliced from 10 exons. The record is from RefSeq and is a predicted model, not a curated record. NCBI's taxonomy places the organism in Eukaryota, Metazoa, Chordata, Actinopteri, Perciformes, Anarhichadidae. Gene Ontology annotation, molecular function: delayed rectifier potassium channel activity; protein binding. Gene Ontology annotation, cellular component: membrane; voltage-gated potassium channel complex.
GCAGGAGGACGGAUCUCCCGCUCGCUGCUUCAGACCAACACAAUACGAAACUCUCGCUGUUUGUUUUGUUGUUCUCAGCAUCACGUUCGUUUUCUGGUCGGUUCGCACGCGACAUGUUUGUUCCUCUGCAGACGGGAAAGUGUGAAAGUUAAAAACGCAUCAUGGGGUGAGUGAGACCUGUGAGGAAGAUGCUGGUCCGGUGAUGAAGGAGCGUCGUGAUCAAACUCACAGCAGGUAACCAUGGUGAAGGAGCGUCUGCCCAGCUGGGUCCAGCAUCAGGACUCUGAUGAAGGUCUGGUCCACGUGAACGUUGGCGGUCUGAAGAGGAGCCUCUGCUCCAGCACGCUGAGGAAAUUCCCAGACACCCGACUGGGGAAACUGCUGUCAUGUGACUCGGAGGAGGACAUUCUGCAGGUGUGUGACGACUACGACGUGCAGCAGAAGGAGUUUUAUUUUGAUAGGAACCCGGGUUUGUUUCCUUACGUCCUCCACUUCUACCAGACGGGUAAACUCCACAUCAUGGAGGAGCUGUGUGUCUUCUCCUUCAGUCAGGAGAUAGAGUACUGGGGCAUCAACGAGUUCUUCCUGGACAGUUGCUGUAGUUUCCGUUACCACGACCGUAAGCUGGAGAGCAGCCGCCAUCGCAGCUGGGACGACGAGAGCGACGUCAGCAGCGUCGACACGUCGGUGGACGAGAUCUCGGAACUGAACAGAGACAUGCUACAUUUCCAGGAGGUGCGUUACGGGAGCAUCAGGAAGUGUCUGUGGCUGACCCUGGAGAACCCGGGGUACUCCAUCCCCAGCAAGAUCUUCAGCCUGGUCUCCAUCGGGGUGGUGCUCACCUCCAUCGCCACCAUGUGCAUCAACAGCAUCCCGGAGUACCAGACGUUUGACGAUGAAGGGAAGGUGAUGGAGGAACCCACCAUGCAGGCUCUGGAGGUCUUCUGCACCUGCUGGUUCACCUUCGAGGUGGUGACUCGGCUGCUGCUCGCUCCGAACAAGAGGAAGUUCUUCCAUCACCCUCUGAACAUCAUCGACUUGGUCUCUGUGGUUCCGAUCUACAUCACUCUGCUGUUCGACAUCACUGUGGGAUCAGAGUCUGAAUUGGGAGAACUGGGACGACUCAUACAGGUGUUCAGGUUGAUGACGAUCUUCAGGGUUUUGAAGUUGGCCCGACACUCUACAGGUCUCCGGUCUCUGGGAGCGACUCUCCGGCACAGCUACAGGGAGGUCGGGAUUCUUCUUCUCUAUCUCGGCGUCGGAGUUUCCGUCUUCUCUGGAAUCGCGUACACGGCCGAAUACGAAGAGGGCGUUGGUCUGGACACCAUCCCGGCCUGCUGGUGGUGGGGGACGGUCAGCAUGACCACAGUCGGCUACGGGGACGUGGUGCCCGUCACGGUGGCCGGGAAGCUGGCAGCCAGCGGCUGCAUUCUGGGCGGAACUCUGGUGGUGGCGCUGCCCAUCACCAUCAUCUUCAACAAGUUCUCCCACUUCUACCGGAGACAGAAAGCUCUGGAGGCGUCGGUGAGGAACAACCACCGCAGGAAGAUGAGGAUGAGCUGCGACAACGUGCCCGAGGAGGACGAGACGGACGACAUGGAAGACGACAUCGACUACGAGGACGACGGAGGUGUGAUCAACUACAGCUACGUGGAACAUCCGUCCUACUCGUCCGUCCUGAGGAGGAAGGAGCUGCUGGAGCUUCACAUUUAAACUCAUUUAAAGUCAUAUCUGACAUAACGGAGGAGGAACUGUGGAUUAUUAAUAACUGAAGAAUUGAUCAGAUGCUUCCAGAAGAGAGAGUCGGAGGUUCUGACAUCACUUCCUGUUUGUCUUUUUCUGUGGACGUCGGUUUGUCUCUGGAUGGUCGUUUGUCCACGUUGUCCUCCGUUAAAAUAAAUGUGUGAGCGAUGAAAAGUGAACUGAACAGGAAGUGAAAU